Messenger RNA from Benincasa hispida (wax gourd), 1722 nucleotides. RefSeq names its product putative methylesterase 11, chloroplastic. NCBI's taxonomy places the organism in Eukaryota, Viridiplantae, Streptophyta, Magnoliopsida, Cucurbitales, Cucurbitaceae. Gene Ontology annotation, molecular function: methyl salicylate esterase activity; methyl jasmonate esterase activity; methyl indole-3-acetate esterase activity. Gene Ontology annotation, biological process: jasmonic acid metabolic process; salicylic acid metabolic process. The record is from RefSeq and is a predicted model, not a curated record.
GCAGAGCCGAGGGCAGCCAUAAUUUUGUAUCAGAAAAACAAAGAAAAGCUCCAACCGAAUGCCUUUCCCUUCGACACAAUCAAUACGAUCCUCAUCUCUCAUUUCUUCGCAUUGUCCCCAUCAACACCAAACAAAAACACCCCAACACUUUUCUUAGACUCUGUUCUGCUCUGCAUGCGUCUUCAAUGGGGAAUCUCUGCGCCACAUUCUCGCUGCCGAAACCACCGGCCAAGCAUCUGGCCAACACCUUCCCCGACCCCCCCUCUUUGUCCAUUUCCAGCAGCCGAUGGUCUCGAAUGCGCUCUUCAUGGAGAGAGAAGACUGGAGACUCGCUGACUUCAGAGCAGGCUUUAGAGGCAGCGGCGGUACUUUUCCAGAAACGUCCACUCGAUUGUCCUGUGUCGUUUGAUCGCUCUACUUCGCUCCGGCAGCCAACCUCUGGUAAGAAGAGUCGAAACGCGUUGCCGCGGAGUUCGAGUUCUCGAGCUCGCUCUCUCACUGACCCUUUACUUCAACCUCAGCAGCUUGUUAACCAGGACAUAAAACUAGAUGACUUGGAAACAAAUCACUUUGUUCUUGUCCAUGGAGGUGGUUUUGGUGCUUGGUGUUGGUACAAAACUAUUGCUCUUCUUGAAGAAGCAGGUUAUAGAGCUACGGCGAUAGACUUAACUGGUUCAGGAAUUCAUUCAUUUAAUCCAAAUAGCAUCAUAAAUCUCUCCCAAUAUGUGCAGCCGCUCACAGAUGUUCUUGAAAAGCUUCCUGCUGGCGAAAAGGUUAUCCUAGUUGGGCAUGAUUUUGGUGGUGCUUGUAUUUCGUAUGCAAUGGAAUUAUUUCAUUUCAAAAUUGCGAAGGCCGUCUUCCUUGCUGCAGCAAUGUUGAGUGAUGGGCAAAACACUCUUGAUAUAUUCUCCUUGCAGGCUGGUUCGGACGAUGUCAUGCGACAGGCUCAAGUCUUUGUGUACUCAAAUGGCAACGACAGCCCUCCAACAGCUAUUGAAUUGAAAAAACCAUUGUUGAAGGACUUAUUCUUCAAUCAAACUCCAGCCAAGGAUGUAGCUUUAGCAUCUGUUUCGAUGAGACCGAUACCCUUCCCACCUGUGUUAGAAAAGCUAUGCCUUUCAGACACCAAGUAUGGAUCGGUGAGACGAUUUUACAUUAAAACACUUAACGACAACGCCAUAGCUGUCCCAAUCCAAGAGAGUUUGAUCGAAAGAAACCCUCCAGAACAGGUCUUCCAUCUUAAAGGUGCAGAUCAUUCCCCUUUUUUCUCAAAACCUCAGGCUCUGCAUAGACUAUUGGUAGAAAUCUCAAAGAUCCAAAGAUCUUAGAAGCCAGUCUCUCUCACCAGCUAGAUAGAUAGAUGGGUUGCAUUGAAAGUUUCUUCAACUUUUGCUUUUUUGAUGUCCAUGUGAAUGAAUAAAGUUGGUGGGACUUCACUGCAAGAGGAUGAAAUGAAAGGGCCUGAUCUUGCCACCUCAUUUUCUAUUUGUUUCUUUAUCAUUUUUUUAUUUUUACAUUUAUUGAAAAGGCAAUGAGGUCACAAGAUGAGAAUCAUCUGGUCCCAAAAUGGACUGGUUUAUUGACCAUAAUUGGAGAAUACAGCCCAAAAUUUGGGUCUUGUUACCUUUUUAUAUUGUAUUGAACUCAAUAAUAUGAAUGCAAUUGGAGCUUUGAAAGAAGUUCAUAAUACAAGUUAGAUGUUACUUCCUCUUGUUUCCUGAA